Messenger RNA from Rhinolophus ferrumequinum (greater horseshoe bat), 2170 nucleotides. It is a transcript of the gene SHISA5, whose product is annotated as shisa family member 5. Lineage: Eukaryota; Metazoa; Chordata; Mammalia; Chiroptera; Rhinolophidae. The transcript has 6 exons. Gene Ontology annotation, biological process: positive regulation of canonical NF-kappaB signal transduction. The record is from RefSeq and is a predicted model, not a curated record. Gene Ontology annotation, cellular component: endoplasmic reticulum. The coding region runs from base 334 to 1062 and encodes 242 amino acids.
ACACAGCAGGCGCUCAAGUGUUGGUGCAGGUUCCCGUCGAGACCCUCUCCGGCCACUGGGGGUUGGGGCCGGGAAGUAUCCGGAGGGCAGAAGGCAACUUGGGCCGUCCCGAGAUCUCGUGCGGACGCGGGACGUGUAAGGCCACGGGCGCUGGGAGGGCGUCGCAUCCCCUCCCCUGCCUCGCCCUCCUUCCUCCUCUUCCUCCUGGGCGGGGUUCCCGGAACCCGCCGGGGCGUGGCGAAGAAGCGGGUGGCCGCGCGGGUCCCUGGAGCUGCGGCUGCACCUCGACCCUGGUGCUUCCGUCCGUUUGUCCAUCCGUCUGUCUGCCCAGCCAUGGCCACGCUAGCCCCCACGGCACGGAUCCUGUUGCUGCUCCUGCUGCUGCUGCUGCCGCCUCCGGGUGCCCAGGAUGAAGUGUGUAUAGCUCCCAGUGGAUACAACCUCUUCCCCAAGUCCUGUCCUGAUUUCUGCUGUGGCACCUGUUACAGCCAGUACUGCUGCUCUGAUGUGCUGAAGAAAUUUGUGUGGAACCAGGAAGGGUGUGCUGAUUUUGAAAGCAGUUUUGACAGUAUCAGGGACAACGCAGACCAUGUGCGCGAGCUGGCCGAGUCGCUGAAGUUCCGCUCCGACAUAGACAGCGACCCCAUGUCAGGGUUCGGGGCGACUGUGGCCGUUGGCCUGACCGUCUUUGUGCUGUUUGUUGUCACCAUCAUCGUCUGCUUCACCUGCUCCUGCUGCUGUUUGUACAAGAUGUGCCGCCGGCCACGCCCGGUCGUGACCACCACCACGUCCACCACCGUGGUGCACGCCCCUUACCCUCAGCCUCCAAGUGUGCCACCCAGCUACCCUGGGCCGUCGUACCAGGGCUACCACCCCAUGCCCCCCCAGCCAGGGCUGGCGGCAGGACCCUACCCGACACAGUACCCACCACCCUACCCGGCCCAGCCCAUGGGCCCGCCUGCCUACCACGAGACAUUGUCUGGAGGUGCAGCCAUGCCCUACUCUGCCAGCCAGCCUCCUUACAACCCAGCCUAUAUGGACCCCCCGAAGGCCGCCCACUGAGAAUGGCCCUGCAUCUCUGGCUGCCACUUGAUACUCUGUGUGUAUGUGCGUGUGAUUGGGGAUGCGGGCAUGGUCUUUUUCUCCCGUGCAGGAUGUGUGCGUGUCCUGUUUGUACAUAAGGCUUCUGGUGGUGCUGACAGGUGGGACAGUCCGUACCAGUUACUGGGACCAUACCUUUUUCUCUUCCUCACUUGAAAUUAUGCUUCCUUGAAAUCUCAAGCAAAUUCAAAGCAUGAGGUGGGAGUUCUUUUCCAGACCACCCCAGGGAGACCAGGUGGGGCUUGUCACAUUAGGAUCGCACUGCUUUUUUCUGGGCAAGAUACACGCAUGUUCUGGUUUCAGCGGGAUGGCUGGCCGCUGCUCGAGGCCACAGCUUGUCCCCAGGCUGUGUGCUUCCCUUCGAAGAACCAGAGCUGUGAUUCAGGCAAGUGGGUGAGGUUUGGGACCUGUCUAAGUUGGGUUUUGAUCCCAUAGCCCCUGGAGCCUGUGCCAUGGCCAGUGGAGGGUGGGCAGCCUUUUGAUAUCCAAACACCUAAGGCAGAGCCCCACCCACCCUGACAGCUGUCUGCCUGGACUGUUCCUGCAACUUCCCAGGGACCACCUGGAGGACCACUUCCACCCACGGUUCUGGGUACCCUGGCUGGCCCCGGCCCCCGCCAGCGGUGGGCAGGGUAGCCUCUGUCCACCUACCUACACACUCAGGUGUCCUUCCUGCCGUGUUUUUGUUUUACUUUUAGCCAAACAUUUGGCCUGUUUUCUGUUUCAAAAUGUGAUCGUUUCUAUGAGGCUGAAACCCCUGGGUCCCGGCAGAGAGGGACCCCGACCUCUGUAGCCCCUGCUUUCCCCACACCAGCCCCACAGAAUAUCCAGGUCCUGUACCCCCGGCCACAGUUUGUCCUGGCCGUGGGGACACCUGGGCCAGUGGACUGUCUGGAGCAAAGGGACCAAAGUGGAGGGGGCCUUGGGUGGCUGUGGGCCCGGACAUGAAUACCUCGGGGUUCCCUGUCCCUGUUUCUGUCUCACCAUCUGUCUUAGCUUUGUGCCUGUUGAUAUGUUUCUGAGAGUCGGGGUCUGCACCCUUGUUUAUAAUAAACGCGGACAUUUGGAA